Clonostachys solani is the source of this 1887-nucleotide messenger RNA. Lineage: Eukaryota; Fungi; Ascomycota; Sordariomycetes; Hypocreales; Bionectriaceae. The record is from the annotation of a GenBank genome assembly.
AUGAGGCCGCAACGGCAUGUGAGCGUGCUGCUGGGAGCUGUGGCUACUUGCAUCGCGCAAUCAACAAAUUCUACCUAUCAAAACCCCAUCAUCAGUGGUUUUCACCCUGACCCCAGUUGUAUCUUUGUCCCAGAAUUCAAUGACACGUUCUUCUGCGUCGCCUCAAGCUUCCUGGUCUUCCCUGGUCUUCCCAUCCAUGCUUCUCAGGAUCUUGUGCAUUGGAAGCAUGUUUCCAAUGGCUUUUCUCGAGCUGAUCAGCUCCCGGGUUUGGCUUUCCUGCCCAAAGCUACCAGUGGAAUCUAUGCUCCCGCUCUGCGUUAUCAUGAGGGGACUUUUUAUCUCAUGUCGACAUUGGUGAACCAGCAAGCACCACGGACUAAUGACUCCCGCUGGGAUAAUUUCCUGAUUACGACAAGUGAUCCUUACAACUCGGACGCUUGGUCAGACCCUGUGCAUUUCAGCUUCCCCGGAUUUGAUCCAUCGCCAUUUUGGGAUGUGGAUGGGAACACUUGGGUAUCAGGCGCACAUACCGCUGCCUACUAUCCUGGCGUCAUGCAUGCACCGCUGAAUUUUGAAACAGGAGAAAUCGGGGACAUUAUAAUGCCUUGGAAUGGAACUGGCGGAGCAUCUCCCGAAGGUCCUCAUAUCUGGAAGCGAGACGAUGGUUGGUACUACCAGCUAAUCGCCGAGGGUGGGACUAGGGAGAAGCACAUGGUGACAAUGGCACGCGCGAAGACACUUCAGGGGCCUUGGGAACCAGCACCCGGCAAUCCCCUGCUUACCGCCGCCAACGAUACUUCAUCGUACUUCCAGGCCGUAGGACACGCAGACCUCUUCCAAGAUCCCAACGGAAAUUGGUGGGCGUCUGCAUUAGCUGCUCGAGCGGGUGGUUCUUAUGGCGAAGCUCCCGGCCCCUAUUUUGGUAACCUACCCAUGGGCAGGGAGACGGUCUUGACACCCGUGACAUGGAAUGAAGGCGAAUUUCCAGUCUUUGAUCCAAUAAAGGGUAACAUGACUGGCUGGCCACUGCCGUCUGCAUCUGUGCCCGAGCAAGGGGAGGGCCAGCUCAGCGAUGCCGACGACCACGUUAUAUUUCCCCCCGGUAGCAGCCUCCCUAUCCAUUUUAUUCAUUGGAGGUUACCCAAAAAGCAAAAUUACAUCGUGUCUCCGCCUGGGCGACCCAACACCCUCGCCUUGAAGUCUUCAGUUCUCAAUCUCACUGGCUUUGAUGGUGAUUAUGCACUGGGUCGAGGUCAGACGUUUGUGGGGAGGAGGAUGGCGCACUCGUUAUUCAAGUUCCGGGUGAACAUUGAACUCCACAAAUCAUUCAGCAAGGAGGAAAUGGAAGUGGGUGUAUCGGUCAUUCAAGAUCAGGCGCAACAUUGUGAUAUCGGUGUGGUGAUACUCGACAGAGACAGUCACGGAUGGGGGAACAACUCAUACUCGGGCAGCAACAACGCAAACAGCUACACCAACGGUACUGGGCACCUGGUACCCCAUAUUCGAUUCCGCGGGCAUUCAGAGACGAUGUAUCGCGGGCGAUCUGAUAUCCGCACUGAAGUUAUUGAGGUGCCGCGAGAGUGGGCUGGAUCGAAGCUGACCCUACAGGCAGAAGCCAUCAAUAGUACGCAUUUCGCGUUUUCAGCAGGGCCUGGAGAUGGUAAAAAGGGAGGGGAAGCUGAGCUGCGAGUUCUGGGCUACUGCCAAGGUCGCGACUUGGUGCCAUAUUAUUCUGGCGCGGUGGUCGGAGUGUAUGCAACAUCAAAUGGUAAACAUGGGGAGCGGGCGUUUGAGACUUACGUGUCGAAUUGGCGUUAUCAGGGAAUUAUACAGCUUCGAAGCCAGGAAGAUGUAGACGAAGCUGACUCGGUAUCACAAAGCCUAUGA